AUGAAUUGCAUGUUGAAAUUGCCGCUUAGCGCGCUCUUGCUUUUGUCAUGCGCCCUCAACGCCUCGGCGCAUGGCGGGAAUGAGCAUACGCAAGUAGAAGUCCCACCGGACGCCGACUGGGCGACGCGACACAUGGCUGAGGAGCACCACAUCUCCGGCUAUGACGCAACUACCUUCUUCAACCUACACGACUACGACAGCACCGGCCUCUGGACCGCAGUUGACAUCCGCCGAACCUACGGCCUCGAAGACCCCUCCAGCGCCUCCAUCUCCGAGACAAAGAAGCAAAUGGUCGUCCAGACUAUCCUAGACAUGUUCGAUAUCAACAAAGACGGCUCCAUCACCUUGGCCGAAUUCGUACAAAAGGAUUCAGAGAACGUCAAGCUUCCAGACUUUGGCAUGGGCCCAGGACACCACGGUGACGACGAGUACGAGUACGAGAUUCAUCAUUGGGAAAAGUACCACAGUGGUGACGACGUCAAAGAGGAGGACUUGAACCACCCCGAGGAUAUCGCGCAUUUCAAGAUGCAUGAAGAGAAGGAGGCAGCACAAGAGGAGUGGGAGAGGCUGGAGCUCAGGGGCGUCGUGGAGAAGAACAUUCCACUAAAGUACAGGCGGAACUAA
This is a messenger RNA of Alternaria alternata, 624 nucleotides long. RefSeq names its product secretory pathway protein-like protein Ssp120. Gene Ontology annotation, cellular component: endoplasmic reticulum-Golgi intermediate compartment; extracellular exosome. The record is from RefSeq and is a predicted model, not a curated record. Gene Ontology annotation, molecular function: calcium ion binding. Bases 1 to 624 code for a protein of 207 amino acids. Lineage: Eukaryota; Fungi; Ascomycota; Dothideomycetes; Pleosporales; Pleosporaceae. The transcript has 2 exons.